GGUUGGAGUGGCAGUGAUUUUGCUUUGCAUCGUCUUCUAGAUUCAGUUCCGACACCCAAUGGAUUAAGCCAGCUUUCACAAGGAACAACAAUGGAGGUGGAAUUGAGACAGAUGCUUGAUGAUCUACAAUCCAUCAGGCACUCUUCAUCCGUCCCUUCAUUUCAUGCUUCAAUCGACAAGCUGCAAUCUCGUGUUGAUCAUCUCACUCAUCUUGCAAAGGCUGUAUCUGUUCAGCGAUCAGAAGUCAAGGAUAUGAGUGCUGAGGUGGUUGAUAGCAAUCCUUACUGUAGGCUUAUGGCACUUCAGAGGAUGGGUAUUGUGGAGAACCAUGAAAAGACACGGGAAUUCUCAGUUGCUAUUGUUGGCUGGGAUUGGUGGUGUUGGUAGUGUUGCAGCUGAGAUGCUAAUGAGAUGUGGCAUUGGUUGCCUUUUGUUGUAUGAUUAUGAUAAGGUGGAGUUAGCAAACAUGAAGCGGCUAUUCUUUCCUCCAGAGCAGACUGAUGCUGCUGUUCAGACCCUUUCUGACUUAAAUCCUGAUUUUGUGCUUGAGGUGAGCUUAUCUUGAAUAUCAUGCUUCGUUUUACUCACAAGGUAAGUAUGGGCUGGGGUUGGCCUUAUUAUUACAUACCAGAAGGGAAAUGAAAAGAUGGGCUGAAAAUUAUAAAUUUUGUUUUCCCUUACCUCUUUUGUCUGUAAAGUUGAUGCUUGUCUUUCUUUCUCCAGCAUCUUUCAGGGGGACAUGCCACUUUUAUUGUAUUCUUUAUUCCUAACUACAUUUCUAACAUGCCUUAGAGUUUGGAGAUGCCAUGCCUGAAACCUGUAAUUUAAUGAUAAGAUUUUAGUAUCUAUUUUCCUUUUGAAAUUGAGAAGGGGAGUUGGGGCAAUUCAGUUCAUAUUGAAAUAAGUUUAAGGGCAGGAAUAGAUUCCUAGAUUAGUAGAGAGGAUGUAUAAUAGUUCCCUAACCUGUAUAGGAGUCAAUUAAUAUGCAAUCCUACUGUCUUUUCCAAGAAGUUUCACUGACCUUUGAACAUCAUGGGUUAAAUUUGAAAAGAGUUCAAUUUAGGCUGUCACUACUUUUGUAGAAAUUGCUUGCUGGUUCAUUUGUCUCUAGAGCUAUACAUUAAACAUCACAACAGUGCAAGGAUUUGAGACCUUUAUGUCAAGCUUGAAAAACUAACCAUUCUGCCCAAGUAAAAAAGGUACUGGCUUGGAUCUUGUUUUAAGCUGUGUAGACAAUCAUGAAGCAAGGAUGGUUGUCAACCAGGUAUACAUUGAC
Messenger RNA from Rubroshorea leprosula, 1276 nucleotides. Lineage: Eukaryota; Viridiplantae; Streptophyta; Magnoliopsida; Malvales; Dipterocarpaceae. The record is from the annotation of a GenBank genome assembly.